Adineta ricciae is the source of this 648-nucleotide messenger RNA. The record is from the annotation of a GenBank genome assembly. Lineage: Eukaryota; Metazoa; Rotifera; Eurotatoria; Adinetida; Adinetidae.
AUGAAAAAUCUUGUGAAUUUCGUGCUCCUACUGUGCAUCGCUCAUGCUUCUUACGGACGAUAUUUAGAGGAUUGGAAUCCGACAACCGAUGAAGCAUUGAUUGAAGAAGCGUUGAAAAAGUCUUUGAAAAGUAUUAGUAUUCAGCAGAAUGUCGAUCUUUCGCAAACCGAUGUAGCAGAUAUUGCUUGCGAAACACAUUUUGAAAAUGGCCUACAUAUCAAGUUAACGUUUAGUCUCGAGAAGCAAAAAUGGGAAUGCGCUUUGUAUAAAUCAUCUGUUGAAGUAAUCGGAAUCGAAAAUGCCAAAUGUGAACAAGUCGAACAAGAAAAUCCGCCGAGCAACACUCAAGAUGAACAGCAAGAACCAGUCAAAGAUAACGAAGUCGAAGCAGAUGACGAGGCUCAGAUCGAUGCUACAAGUCAACAAAAUCGCGAUAAUGAAGAAGAGCACGACGACGAAGCAGAUGUUCAACAACAAUCGAAUACGAAUACCGAACAAGAGACUGAGCAUGACGAUGAAAAGGACGUUGCUAGCGAUAACAACGAACAAAAGACACCGGAUGAAGAAAAUACCAAUAAUGAAACUAACAACAAUAACACCGAGGACAAUCAAGAGUCCAAUAACGGUGACACUAACAAUAACGAAUAA